Molecule: messenger RNA, 774 nt
Organism: Ceutorhynchus assimilis (cabbage seed weevil)
Lineage: Eukaryota; Metazoa; Arthropoda; Insecta; Coleoptera; Curculionidae
Source: the annotation of a GenBank genome assembly
GGAGACUCGCUAUUGAGAAACCGGCCCUUUAUCGCCUUCAUAACCUCGUAACCUGGCUACGCAAAGACUCGCCUAACAUUGACAAAUGUCACUAUAUCACUUCCUAACCAAGUCUAGCUGUCUUUGUGAAAAAAUGUUUUUAUUUAGAAUAUUUAACGCAAAUUCGAUAAAAGCUUUGAAUCCGAUAAUUAGAAAAUGUCUGAGCACCCAACAACAAAUACCAAGAUUACCACGGAUACAUUUUAUACCCGCACUGAAUUCUUGGAUUUACAAUCAAAAUGAUAAAAUAAUAUCUCCUAAAAAUUCGAGUAACAAAAUAGAAUUACCUAAUGGUCUAACAUGGGUACCACCACUGAUUGACCCUAUUAAAAUAUCAACAGAGAUUAUAGUUCCUUCAACACAAACAGCUGAUACCCCAAGAGAAGCUAUCAGAAUGAUUGUCAUUAGAAGGAAGAAAAUGAAAAGGCAUAAAUUGAGAAAGUUGAAAAAGAAGAUGAAAUAUGAAUGGGCAAAACUUAAACAAAAUAGAGAACUUAAAAAAGAAAAGGCAUUCCAAAGAGUCCUCAUUCAGCAAUGCAAAGAUGCAGAAUCCUUCUGUGCCGACGACUACGUUGAGAAGAAAUUAGAUAAACUACAUGAAGUUGUAAUUCCAAGAUACUGGAAGGGCAAACGGUAUCCAGAAUUUUUGAUUAGACAGAAAAUGGGUCUGCCCGCCAAUUAAAAUUUGAAUGUUCAAUUUUUUGAAAUAUAUAUUGUUUUAAUUUUGAAGAAUUU